AUGAUUCCGCGACCGGAAUACCCAGUCAUCGAUGAGCUAGUUCAAAACCCUGCUGUCUCUCCCGCCGAGGCAGUCCAGAAUCUCCUUCGCGCUCGCGAGGUCUUACAGCUGGGGAGACAGGAAUCCGAAUCCGCGUCUGAUAUCGAUGGUAAUCAUACGUGGUAUGCCAUGACCGAAGUUGUGGACACCGCCAACAUCACUCCAGCAGAACUGCAGGACAAACUCAUCGACUUUAUUUUCGAGCUGCACCGUACCGAGGUUCCAUACCUCAGCCUAUAUUCGACUGAUUGCUAUCAUUUCAAUUUCAAGCCUGAAUAUGCCCGCCAGAUAGAUGAGGAUCCCCAGAAGGAGUAUCCUCCAAGUGACCUUCAGGAAUGGGAGAACCGGAAUGCCUUCAUGGCGCACCUUACGAGGAGAGUAGAGCACCUCUGCCAUCAUUUAGACGCAUCUUUGUAUGCAUUCUAUUCAUGUCGAUCAGUAGAGGAGGCUGUACGUACUGCAUGUAUCUGGUAUAUAUACGCCGGUCAGCGCGUAUGGGAGAACUGUCAGGUUGGACGGCUCUUUGGGGAUGAGGACCAAACACCGCGUCGAGAUAUGCACAUGGAUAGAUGGUGCCUCUGGAAAGAUAGAUUGAAGACGGCACAGCGGGAGUUUCCUAGGGAAAGUACGCAGGAGAUGAUACGGAAGGCGUUGGAAGAGGUUGAGAAAGCAGAACACGGAAAGUAA
Molecule: messenger RNA, 726 nt
Organism: Aspergillus eucalypticola CBS 122712
Lineage: Eukaryota; Fungi; Ascomycota; Eurotiomycetes; Eurotiales; Aspergillaceae
Product: DUF3632 domain-containing protein
Exons: 3
Coding region: 1-726 (241 amino acids)
Source: RefSeq, a predicted model, not a curated record